AUGGCUGCCGAUACAGGGCAGAACGAAAGCCCUUCAACGAGAUGGACCAAUUUCAAUCCCACUUUCCUGGCUGUAAUGAUCGUUUGCGGAGUAUUAGCCUUCUUCUUCCUCAACUACUUCAACAGAUUGUUCGCCUCCGUGAUUUCGUACCUGAUCCGUCUCUACACAUGGCACAAGCAUAAAAUAUGGAUAGACAUACAAGCAUUGCAGGUGUCCCUGCUUGCUGGCCGUGUCUUCUUCACUGGCUUUCGCUACCACGGAAAUAACGAAACGAUUCUAAUUCAGAAUGGCUACAUCACAUGGUCCUAUUGGUUGUGGAGAGUCAAGGAUGUUGAUCUUGCCCUGCCCAAAGAGCAUGAAAAAUCCAAAGAGGGAGAUGCCGAAAACCCAGCCGACAAAAAGGACAAGUCCAAGAGGUUGCCAUGUCGCAUCAACAUCGCCGUCUCGGGCCUGGAGUGGUUUAUCUACAAUCGAAGUCCUGUAUAUGAAUCAAUCCUCGUCGGCAUGACAGACCCCGUGGAUCUGGACGAGAACACUGCACACGAUCCAGAAAAGGGGCCUGAUCACCCACGCCAAAGACUCCAAAGAGCAUCGCAAAAGGUCGAGGAACAAUUGAAUAAAUUGGAUUCUAGAAGGUCGGACAAGAAAGACUCGGAGACGUCCAAUGAAGAGAGGUACAGCCCCAAUGGGCAUCGGCUCAAGGCAUCACGCUCGACAUCUCUUACGAACCAGGAUGAUGAUGAUUCUGACGGCGCUGGCGAGAUGCCCCUCAUGCUUCAACUCCUACCCAUUCAUUUUGAAUGUGACAGGGGCGCUGUAGUUAUGGGCAAUGAGAACACCAAGGGUGUCCUUAUCGUCAAGACGCAAUCCUUGUCUGGAGAAAUCAAUGCCAUAGGAUGCGAAACGCCCGAUCCUUACAGACAAAUCUUCAAGAUCCAGUUUGAGCAUCCUAUCAUUGAAAUGAAGGACAACGAGAGAUAUCAAGAAGACCAACUGACAAGAGCUGUAAGAGAUAAGCAAGCCGCCCUCGAUACCGGAGCACCCCCGUAUCGUUCGUUCUUCAGAAGACACCGUCGCAGAGUUUUGGGUAAAUUACGAGACAUGGUUCCGUACUGGAGAAGAUCCGUCGAAUCCUUUUCGGUGCAGUCUAGAAAGGCAACUACAGCUGCAGACAAUCAUUUACCCGGCUCACAUCAUUGGCAGGGACUCACCAGAUACUUGAAUGAGGAUGGUGAAGGCGACAAGCUACGCUGGUCAUCAGUAGAAUAUGCCGCUGUAAACACCAUCCUUGACAGCCCCGAAGCUACCCUCACUAUCUUUUGGGACGUUCCCGGAAAAGUGACCAGGGCGGAUGACCCGGGGGGUUCCGCAAGAAAUGAUAACAUCAACGGGGCAGCACCGCCUGCUUGGGCCAUAAAUCUAGCUGUCAGCGGUGGCAUGGUCAAUUAUGGUCCAUGGGCAGAUCGGCACCGAGCUGAACUGCAGAGAGUGUUCAAUCCCACUCUGAAUAAGGACGCAGUUGCGGCAAAGAAGCUCCAAAUUGGCGCGGACCGAGUUCCGACUCAAUUCAAGCUCUACUUGGAGAUCGACAAGGAAGUCACAUUGAGAAUACCUACCAGGGAGGACUCGAAGAAUUGGAGGUGGAAAAAGGAAGCUGCAGAGCUACGCCAAUACCAGAAACAGGAGCGGCGACGGGGCAAGAAAGAAAACAAGGACAAGCCCGCCAGUGCCGCUGCUCAACAGCGGCCUCAUGGGUGGCUCGAUAUCAAGAUUGGGGCCAACGCAACAGUAUCCUACUCAAUGGACAUGUUGGCGAGCCCCUCUGGUUACCACAAUACUCUGGAGGUCGAACUCCCAUCAACCGAGAUAUCUACCAGUGUCAACCACGGAACCUUGUGGAAGUCGGGAACACAGCGCAUCACAUGUGACAUGUCUGCUCCCCUCAAGUGGAACAGUCUCCGCAAUUGGAAAUUCGAUAUUGAGGGAGACGAACUGGAACUAUUCAUCUUGAGAGACCACAUCUUCCUGCUGACCGAUCUCAUAGAUGACUGGGGAAGCGGUCCUCCACAGGAUUACCUGCUUUUCGUACCUUUCAAGUACUUCCUGAACUUUCAAUUCCGCAACCUGAAGUUGUUUCUGAAUGUCAACGAUGUGAACAUCGUGAACAACCCGACAGAUAUGGAAGAGAAUACCUUUUUGAUCCUCUCAACGCCUUUGCUGAAGGCUGAUACGUGUAUUUGUCUGGAUGCCUUUCGCCCAAGCAGGAAUGCUGUGCCCUUCAAUGUGCAAGCGGACGCACUGGAUAUUGCACUCCACCUGCCGGCCUGGAAUACCCAAGCGACAUUUUUGACUUCAAAAGACUUUGGUCGGCUAGAGAGCCUGGCACUGGACGGCAAAUAUCAUUACAAUGCAUCAACAUCGCCCACGAAUACCGAUACUCUGGUCCUGAAUGUCAAUGGACAGUCACCUGUCGUUGUACUCUACGGCUUUCUUAUCCGAUACUUUUUGCAACUCAAGGACAAUUAUUUCGGUGAUCAUGUACACUUCAAAACUCUCGAUGAGUAUCAGGAAAUGCUCCGUCUGAAAGCUACCAACCCAGAUCUCGAGGCUGCCACACAUCCGCCACACAAGAAGUCGAACGAUAUGGAUGUGGUUCUGAGCGUCAAGACCGACGAUCCAAAGAUCCUAUUGCCUGCGAAUCUGUAUUCGGCGAAAAGGCAUAUUGCCAUCGAGGGAGCAGGCCUGGCCGUCGAUCUUCGAUUCACAAACUACUACAUGGAUCUCGAUCUGAACAUAAGCCCAUUGGGUUUAUCAUUGGGCAGUGACGAAGAUGGCGCAAUCAGUCCAAUAAGCUCAACAUCUAGCACGCAAAUGUAUAUAGAUGGCCUCGGGAUAUACGGUCAUCGACUGUUCGGAUUGCCCCCAACUGAGCCAACUUAUCUAUGCAACUGGGAUUUGUCUGUGGGUGCAAUCACGGGAGAAUGCACCACAGAAUUCUUGAUGACACUUGUUGGCGGAGCCAAAGCCUUUGGGUUCUCUCUGGACGAUGACGAGAAUGCGCUCAUACCCUAUUCGUCCGUGGUCAUGUACGAUGUGACAUUUCUGAGGGUCAUCGUCCAUUCCAUAGAACUAUGGUUGCACGUCGAUGAAGCUGCUUUUCUGUUUUCUACCAAACAGAUUGAUGUCAACUUCAAUGAUUGGGCAAGGACACACUAUUCAAAGCGCGCCAACAUCAAGGUACCCGAUCUUCAGAUUGCCUGCGUCAAUUCAGAGUCCGCUGCGAGACACAAGUCUAGACUGCGUAGUCGAGUAGAGACCGAUGCAAUGCUAAAGACAAGCAUCCACUUUGCCAUUAUCGGGAGGAAGCCUGAUUUUGCAGAGGCAAGAAGGAUACAACAAGAACUAGUGCGUCGCGAAGAUCAAAGGACGCACCGUACAGAGUUCCUUUUACAGCACGGGAUCCUUGGUCCUUAUAUCCCAGACGCUGUCGAUGAACCUGCCCAGAGUGUGCCCAUGGUGCCACAAGCUGUGUUCCUUGAUCCUGACAAUAAUGACAAGAGGACUCUGUCUUCACAAGGGUCUGCUCGUCAGCCGAGCCGCUCUCUUGGUCAUAAGAGCUCAUUUCUCUCAUUCUCGACCGAGAGCAACGACAGCAAGAAGCGUUCCCGCUCAAUGAGGUCAUCUUGGCGGAUGCCAAGUACCAGAGAGCAAGCGUCAAUGUCCGAGCAGAAGUCAUCCGAAAUCCGGCCUAGGAUGGAUAGGAAGCACUCAACUUCAACAGGCCGCCAUUCCGCAUUGUUUUCUACCUCCGCACCUCAACACGAGAAGCGAGAUAUGACUCAUAAUACCGUGGCAUUCUCAAGUCAAUUCUUUGCACCAUACUUUCCACUGGAAAAUGUCCGCCCGGAGACCAACGAGCCUGCCAUGCAAAGCUUUGCAGACUAUGACGACGAUGAUGCAUUUCACACAGCCCAAUUUGGACUCGAUGACAUUGAUCCUGAACAGCUCAGCCAGGGUUCAGCAUAUUCCAGCUUUCUCAUCGAGAUGCCCUCGGGAGUGACUGCUUUCUUGAAUGCAGCUUCGCUGAAGUCCAUUGCUAGCUUGAUAGGUGCCCUGCAAGCCACCCAACCGGAAGAUAUCCUUGAUAAUGCACAAAUCAGUGCCAUGUCUGAUAUUUUUGAUGCGCAGAAACAACAGAAGACGAAUGGAAGCAUCACAGAUGUCGUCGUGCGACUUCCGCAAGCGAAUCUGCGGUUCUUGAACUGCUCCAAUCUUGACUCGCCAGACCCAUCCCUGGAAGCGCAGGACCAGUAUGAUUUUUCGAUUACGAAGCUUGCUCUAGCUGCACGAACAGAGAAAAGCUUGGCAGAGCAUGAAUCUUUCAAGGGAACCAAGACGUCAUUCCAUCUCCGCGUCGCCUCUAUUGGAGCCUCGGCAGCAGAACGCCUGGCUAAUCUUGACGCAGCCCAAGCCGCAGUCGCAGCUAGUCUCGAGCAUGUAUUGAUAUCCAUGGGGUCAAAGGAUGUCACGUAUAUAGACGGGGACGUUGGCUCGCUUCGUGCAAGUUCCUCCUCGGACAGCAUCGAAUAUCUGGCCGCGUUGAUUCACAGAACCAACAUACUUGCUGCCGAGAACGGAACCCUAUUCUCAAAGGUAUUAGGCCGAGGAGAGCAGCGUCUCAAGUAUCUCACCCACCGCCUCAUGGCCGAUAGCCAAUCAAUCGGAGAUCCAUCCUUUAUUGUCCGGCCUUCGGCAAUCUUGAGAGCAGCCUCGGAGCAUUUGAGAACGUAUGAUUCCUGGAAGCUUAUCUCGAGGCUUCGCCAGGUCUGGUCUAGCACGAACAGGAAAACACAGGAUGGCCUACACAUGGACUGUCAAAACUCCGACUUGGCUCUACCUGAUGAUGCACGACAGAAAGUGGUCAUGUCCUUCCAAAAAUGGAGAAAUUGGGACUUGGACAACAUUGAUGGCUCGGAAUUGAUGAAAAACAUAUUUGGCACUGCUAGUAUAGGUGCCGCACUGUCGUCCCAGGCAAUGCCACUCAUGGCCGUUUUUCGUCUACAAGAAGCUGCCUUUGUGCUAGACCCUGGUCCGAAACAGAAUCAGAUCUACGUGGUGGACAUCACCACGAGGCUCCACACCAAAGAAACACAGCUGGAAGAGAUGCGCGAGGCUACAGGAACUGUACUGGGCCCAUUGACUGUUGUCAACGCAUGUUGUUCCCAAGCAGGUAUCAAUCUUAAUUGGGAGCUCCUUGAAUUGGCCGAAAACAUCCUCAAACUCUACGGCAAAUCUGGGGGCCAGGAUGAACAGGAAAACACAGAACACGAGGAAAAGAACAAAGUGGCGACGACCAAAUCGCCGGCUCCGAGCUCGAUCCAUGUUGCGUUCAGCCUCAGACAAGGAGCCAUCUCUCUUGAGACUGUCAAUCUCAGAUCUGACCUUCAGAGUGACAAUCUAAACGUGUCGGUCUUGAUGGCUAAGCGGGGUGACAUGACAGACAGCAACGCUAUAUUGGCGUGUAGCUCGGUUACAACGAGGCUCCGAAGUCACCAGCAGCAAUUAACGACACUUCGACUCAAAGGACCGAGCGUCUUCCUGUCUCACGAGCUGCAAUUAGCGAACUUCACUUCAGUCCAUACAGUGAAGGCAACAGCAAGUAGUGACGACCUGAAAUUGAUUAUCAAGCAGGAUCCAAUCAUGCUGUCCGAGGUCCUCGAUACUGUUGUGAGAGACGAAGUCUCGCAGCUGUACCAGCUCAAGGAUCAUUUGCCACCAUCGGCUGAACCUGCACCAUCAAAACCCAAGAUUACUACACGUCUCUCAUCAUUUCGUGUCAACUUGGCCAUGUUCCUCAAUUCUUACACCAUUACGGUACCACUCUUUCGAUCUCUGACUUACACGAUCAAGGGUGUAGUAGCCAGAGCUGCAAUGGCGGCUAAUUUCGGCAAGGAAAUCAUAUUUGACUUCGACAUCAAGGAGAAUUCCCACAACAUGCAGAUUCUGGUCAAUAAUGAGCUGCGCAGCAUAUCAGUCCUGCAACUCCCACCAACAAAUGGGCGCAUUACAAGUCAAAUGCAGCAAGAGGAACAUACCGUCACAGUCUUUGCGUCCGUGGAACUUAUACAGCUCGAUGCUUCUGCUGUCUACAGUUUGCUUGCCGCGCUAAACAGACCAGAGAUGUCAAAUGCUAUCGACGAAUUGCAACACCAAGGCAAACUGCUACAAGAACAUGUCGAGGAAAUCUUUGGGCCCACCGAUCAGUUGCAAGACACGCCAAAAGAGGCGGCCGAAAAUGAAAAGAAACUGGUGUAUGUUGUCCACACUACACUAGCUGGUAUAGAGAUUUUCGGUCAAUCUCCCCUCAAAUCCGAUGCAGAAUCUCGAGCCCAUCUGUCUUUCUGUAUUUCCAGUAUACAUGUCGAGGUAGCCAACCGACUUGAGGCUCGAGGUCCGAUCCUGGAGAAUCCCGAAGUCCAUGCCAAUCUUCGGCAAAUUAUGUUUGAUAUUGCAAAGGGUACUAGUGAGGAGUCAAUGAGGACCUGUGGAAAUCUGUCCUUUGGGGCUCUGAUCACCGCAACGACCAAAGAAUUGGAAGAUGGGACAGAUCGGAGAUCAUUCGAUUUCCUCAGCAACGGAUUGCAAAUCAAUUUGUCUGCAGACACGAUAGCUACCGUUGUGGACGUCCUUGGUUAUAUGGGUGACAAGAUCAAGGAUCUUGACACCAUGAAAGAAAUCGAAUACUUGCAAAAACGCCUGCGGCAAUCUCGCCCUCGGAUCACAAUUAAUGAUCAAGAAGAGGAAGAAGAGGCCAAGAGCGACAUAUUUGAUUCUUUCUUGGCGUCUAUCUUCUAUUCCUUUGAAAUAACCAAUAUUCAGUGCUGCUGGAUAGUCGCACCAAGCUAUGAGCAUAUUGCUGACCAGGAAGAUCUCGUGUUCUCCCUGCAGAGGGUUGAAUUUGCCACUCGCAAGAAGAACACGGCCAAGCUCACAAUUGAGAAUCUUCAAGUGCAAAUGGUACCUCCGGGCCAAGACAAACUGCAGCGGUCCCACAACUCGGCGCUUCUACCUGAGGUCAUCUUCAAUGUGGCUUUCGUAUCAACGCUCGAUACUCGUCGCCUGGCUUUCCAAGCUGUUGGAAAAUCACUGGACCUCCGUGUCACAUCCGGUUUCAUCGUACCGGCUGCGAAGCUUGCCGACUCCAUUGGCUUGUCAAUGAAGAAUGCAAGGAAAUCCUCAGCGAAUUGGACGACAAUAGUUGCUACGGAUAAACCCGCCCCGACGCCUGUGAAGAAGCCACAACGCUCGCUUUUUGGCAACAAAAGACUAGAGUCUUGUCUUGUUGACCUUGAGUUUGCCGGUGCAACGGUUACCUUGACGGGCAAGAAGCAAGCUGAAGGAGCCGAAGGCCAUGCCUUUGCACGAUUUCACCGCCCUACUCUGUCUGGGAAAUAUGGCCAGUUCACCAGUGACGAUGCCAAUAGUAGCACGACUCUCAAGUCUCCAGGCCUAGCCUGGAAGACGGAAUACAGAGAUGAUGGCAAUGAGGAUCCUGCAGUAUACGGAGAGAUCAAAGUUGACGCAUCCAAAAACACCCUGUACCCAUCGGUCGUGCCAUUGAUCAUGGACAUCACAUCCAGCAUCAAAGAAGUUGUCAGCAGUUCUGAAGCAGAAUCUGUUUCACCGGACUCACUGCGCAGCAAAAACAGCCAAGCCCCCAAGCCCAAAACACCGGAAGAGGAUAAUAUACUGACGGCUGAUCCCAGCGCAGUUCUUGGGCGUACAAAGCUCAAUAUUGGAUUGCGCAUCUGCAAGCAAGAGUUUACAUUGAGCUGUCAACCUAUCGCGAGAGUUGCAGCCACUUCUUGCUUUGAUGACAUUUACCUCACCGUCAACACUGUGCAAUCGGCUGAUUACGGCAAUUUCUUCGCCAUCUCUGGAACGUUCAGCAAGCUCCAGACUUCUGUACAGCAUGUUUACUCGAGAGAACAUACUGGCCGGUUCGAGGUCGAUUCUAUUGUUCUAUCGCUGAUGAACAGCAAACACGUUAGUGGCACCAGUGGUGUUUCUGCCAUUCUCAAGGUCAGUCCCACAAAGGUCGACAUCAACGCCAAGCAGCUUCAGGACUUUCUACUGUUCCGCGAGAUUUGGGUACCUCGUGGGCUUCAAGAGGCAGCCACGUCUGCGCCUGUCAGUAUACCUUCGGCCGAGGCCCCGCAAAGUCACCUUGUGCAACGAUACCAGCAGGUCGCAGCCACCGCUGCGUUUCCAUGGACUGCGACGAUAUCCAUCGCUGCUCUCGAUGUCAAUGUAGACCUUGGGCAGUCUCUCGGCAAGUCAGUGUUUGCGAUUUCCGACUUCUGGAUAUCUUCUAAGAAGACAUCGGAUUGGCAACAAAACCUAUGCCUUGGCUUCCAGAGGAUUGGUAUCGAUUGUGUCGGACGCCUAAGUGGCUUUGUUGCAUUACAAAACUUCAAACUCCGCACAUCCAUAGAAUGGCCAAAUCGUGAAGCCGCCUUGAAUGAAACACCACGGAUUCAGGCCUCUAUUGGAUUCAGUCAGUUCCGGCUCAAGGCUGCAUUUGAUUAUCAAGCGUUUCUGUUUGCAGACAUCACCUCGAUGGCGUUUAUGAUGUACAACGUUCGGCGGCGGGGAGAGGGGAGCGGCGAUAGACUCGUCGCCGUUUUUGACGGUGAAGCCGUGCAGAUCUUCGGCAUGACGACCUCGGCAGCAUCAGGAGUUGCACUCUGGCAGGCGAUUCAAAAACUCAUACAGGAGCGGAAAGCCCAGUAUGAAACCUCGCUGCGAGACAUUGAGAAGUUCAUGAAGCGAAAGUCGCUUGCAGCAACGGGGGCAUUGACACAUUCUACUGCAACCUUAAAGCCAACAGUCAGCGAUGUCAUGUCGAAAUCCCCCAUUUCCCUAGAUACGGAUGUUGUCGUGACCCUGAAGGCCUUGAACCUCGGUGUGUUCUCGGGCACCUUCUCAGAUGAUCGCAUCUUCAAGCUUGAAGCACUCAAUGCGCAGGCUCGUUUCGCAGCUUCUCUUCAACAUCGUCGUAUCCAUAGCGUCCUGGGACUGACGCUCGGCCAGCUACGGAUAGGUCUGGCUAAUGUCCGACGCGUUUCAGCACCCAAAACCGUCUCCGAGCUAUCAGUGGAAGAUGUUGUGGCUUCCGCUACCGGGUCUCGCGGAGGCACAAUCCUCAAGGUUCCCAAGGUUGAAGCCGUUAUGCAAACGUGGCAGACGCCAGAUUCUCGAGUGAUUGAUUACAUAUUCAAGUCUGCAUUUGAAGGAAAAGUCGAGGUCGGGUGGAAUUACGCAAGAAUCAGUUUCAUUCGUGGCAUGUGGGCCGCUCAUUCCAAAGCCUUGGCCCGGACUUGGGGCCGAGAACUGCCGGAAGUGAGCGCAAUCAAGGUCACUGGUGUUCCGGAGCCAUCAGUUCCGGGAGAGGGCAAGGAAGAACACGGCAUGGAGCAACAGACCAAGAUUACCGCCGAAGUCAAUGUGCCGCAAUCCAAGUAUGAGUAUAUUGCUCUCGAGCCACCCAUCAUCGAGACUCCGCAGCUCAGAGAUAUGGGUGAGGCAACGCCACCGCUUGAAUGGAUCGGUCUCCACCGAGAAAGGCUGCCAAAUUUGACACACCAGAUCGUUAUUGUCAGCUUGUUGGAGCUGGCUGGUGAGGUGGAAGAUGCGUACGAAAGGAUCAUGGGCUCCUCGUGA
Molecule: messenger RNA, 9723 nt
Organism: Pestalotiopsis fici W106-1
Lineage: Eukaryota; Fungi; Ascomycota; Sordariomycetes; Amphisphaeriales; Sporocadaceae
Exons: 2
Coding region: 1-9723 (3240 amino acids)
Biological process (GO): fermentation
Cellular component (GO): membrane
Source: RefSeq, a predicted model, not a curated record